CCAUUUUUAUAGGCAUUCACUCUUAAGCAGCGGUUCAUUUGUCCGAUAUGCGACAGUAGCAGUGGAGACCUAGAUCGUUCCCUGGGUGAUGAAAUGCGUCAUCACUUUGUUAAACUCCAUCACCUUUUGUGGAAUUUAAUCCUCGGUUUUUCAAAACUAGUUGCUUCCGAUGUUUUUUUGGGUCCAUGCAAAAAGAGUCGUCAAGUAUCACGAACGAUGAAUCCAAUUUACGUUUUGUUGCGUUUAAUUUUUAUCACAUGUACACUUCUUCUUAGGGUUGUGUUUGGGGCAAUCUGUUUCCCCUUUUUACUUGUCAUCUCGAUAUUAAAAAUAUUGUGGUAUUCACCGCAGCAUACUUUGCGGUCUCUUAGAACCUUCAGACACAAUGACGACGACGUUGAUGACGACGAAAACGUUUCCGCUCUAUUUAAAGUUUCUAUCGGUAUCGCUAAACCUCUGUUUAAACUCUGGCUACUUUUAUCCUUCUAUGUGACAAUACUGUUUGUGAAUAACCUGUCUUGCGCUUUUGUUAACAAAGCUUUAGGAUAUACAAUCGCUGGAUUAGUUCUUAACGAGGACGUUAUAACACCUUAUGUAGCUUUCUUCCUCGUAGUUACAACAAAUAUGUAUCUAUGUUAUGCUAAUAUGCAGCAGAAAUACAAGGAGGUCAAGGAAAUGAUCUUAAAAUGGCAAAAAGAAUUAAGCAUAAAUAGCAGCGAUCCCGAGGGUACAAUCCGAACAAAGUUAUUUUGGUUCGUCUGUGACAGGGUUUUGCCAAUUAAAUCUGAAAUUUGUCUGAUGUUACGCAAUAUGGUUUUGAUUUUAACUUUUUUGUUUUUUGUGGUAUAUUCAAUUGUUGUCUUUGGAAAGGAAAAUAAUACUUCGGCUAUUUUCUCGACCAUCUAUGUGUUUGUAGGUGGACUAAUCCCAGUACUGGUUUUGAAAGGACGGACAAAGGGGAAUAAAUUCAUAGGUUGGGCAAAAAUAAAAAUAGAACGAGACAUAGAGAGAGCGGUCAAAGAGUAUAAUAGAGACAGCACAGCCAUUGAGUUGGGACCAUAUAGUACAAAGAGUGAUGAUACGAUAGUGAAUUAUGGAUUCAGGCCAAUUUUGCAUAAUCAGUAUAUAUAAACCUAAGUAACAAUAACACAUUCGUGUAGGAAAAUGUUUCUUAAUUCUGUAGGAUAAAAUAUUGUAUAAUUUUGCAUUAUUGUAAUAAAGAUUAGAAAUCUGGCACAGGAGUAUUAUCUGGGGGUCUCCAAUAGGCUUUUCAGGAUCUGGAACUUGGCUUAUUUGAAGGCGGGGGUUACGGGAUCUUGCAGAAAAGGAGGCAAAGCUCUGCUUUGAAAUUAUGAGAAGGGGACAAGGGCUUUGUUGAUUUUGUGAAACGGAAUCGAAAACUCUCAACGGCUUUAAAGAAAAUUAAGCGAGAUUCGAAAAGCCUAAGAAAGAAUAGUGUACGUAAAUCAGACUGUCGCCUAAAUAAACAACUUAUCUACGAACACUUUAAGACGUCAUGCCGUGCCCUUAGGACCCGCUAAUCAGAAGAGAUUGCCAUAAUGAUGCUUAGCUCGUCGUGAAACUGAAUAGUUUAAUAUCAAGUAACGCAACUUGCUUAGGGAAAUAGUCAUGCGAAUUUGUAACGUGACUCAGAAAAAUGUGAUGUAAACACAGGGAACGAAUGAGGCACUGAGUUAAUAAGAUUGAUUUUCCGAGAUGUAAGAUAAAAGAUUAUUGUAUAACCGAAACAUUACCCAAAAGCGAGCAAAAGAACAUUUAGAUCAGAUUGCAGAUUGUAGAUUGUUGACUUAUAGAACGAACUGUAUGAGCGUCAGAAGAAGUGUUGGGAAUAAAAGAAAUACGUAGUUCAACGUUACAGUUUUUACUGAGUGGAAACUUCCGAACUCGCUAAACGGGUCUUAAGAAGGACCGGUUGGGAGGGUGGGAAGGAAUAGAUCAGUUGUCAGCAUAAAAUGUUGUUGAGGAUGAAAGAUAUUUUGUUGGUUAAAAUGUCGGACCUUUUGUCAUUUGGCAGUUAAUUAAUUACAUCCAGACUUUAAUAACAUUCAACUUACAAGCACCUGACCAGAACUAUGUCCUCAAACAUAAUUGAAGCUUGUAGCUAUACCCGCGGAGGGCGGGGUGGUACUCCCUUAUAUGGGCUACAGAGGUAUGUGCGGCCCCAAACGGUAGGGUUUUUCAGCCGUUUUGGCCAUAAAUAGGGUAUCGAUUUUGGCCAUUUUUGUUAUAACUAGGGUGUG
Molecule: messenger RNA, 2261 nt
Organism: Orbicella faveolata
Lineage: Eukaryota; Metazoa; Cnidaria; Anthozoa; Scleractinia; Merulinidae
Source: RefSeq, a predicted model, not a curated record